CGUAAUACUAAAGUAUACUAUUAGAAUAGAAGAACAGACACGCUUAGAAUUAAGAGUGCUACAAGAUUCCAUUAUUGAUCGAAUUCGAUUUCAGAUCGAAAUCUGCUUGAGCGUCUGCUGAAAUAUACAGUUAAACAUGAGCCAGUCACCUCCAACACCAUCCCCUCAACAAGUUCCAUCUGAAGCUCCCGGUGCAGAAGAGGCUCCUUUCGAGGAACCAAUUUUGGAGGAAAUUGGCCAGUCACCUCCAACACCAUCCCCUCAACAAGUUCCAUCUGAAGCUCCCGGUGCAGAAGAGGCUCCUUUCGAGGAACCAAUUUUGGAGGAAAUUGGAGGCGUGAAUCCACCUGCCCCACUACUUCACGAUGUACCAUCCAGCAGUGGCUUGAUGGAGGGACACGGAGGCGUGAAUCCACCUGAGCCACUACUUAUGCCAAUACCAGCCAACGGAGGCUUGUUUGAGGGAAUCUCUGGAUUCCUACCACCCCUUGACCUCUCCGUUCAUUCUUAUCCACCAUCGCUUCAUCCAGGAUUGGCAGAGCAAGAGAACGGAGGUUCAAGUUACCCGAGUGAGACGACUGUGACGCCACCUGCCACUCAUUCUGAGUCCUCGUCCCCAACCUGAAUCUGAGUACUCAUUCGAAUCAGACUCCGAAUCUGUGCAAUCAGCUCCCAGCUUGG
Molecule: messenger RNA, 681 nt
Organism: Homalodisca vitripennis (glassy-winged sharpshooter)
Lineage: Eukaryota; Metazoa; Arthropoda; Insecta; Hemiptera; Cicadellidae
Product: splicing factor 3A subunit 2-like
Exons: 7
Coding region: 137-625 (162 amino acids)
Source: RefSeq, a predicted model, not a curated record